UGAACAAGAAGAAGCAGCUAGACUUGAAAGGGAGAGGAUUGAACGGGAGCAUAUGGAAAAGCUUCAAAGGUGGAAAACAGAAUUCAGAGCUUAUACAAAGUGGGAACAUUAUAUUGCUUGUGAUGGAAGUCCUGACCCAACUGUACUGCAGGAAAUAAAUACUUUCAUGAACUUAUGGCGCGAAGAUCAAAAUAAGGACAUUCCAUUUGUGAUGGAGAGGGGAGAACAGGUGCUAAAUUUAAUUGAGAAGUUGCAGUUUCUUUUGUUGGACACACCACCAAGUGAGAUAACAGAAAAAGAAACAGCUCAGUACCAGGAAACGAUUCUGGAAUUGGAGAAUCUUCUUCAUCAGAAGUACAAUGAAGCGACAGAACAGCUGCUUAAAUCAGCUAUUAUGUAUGAAGAUUCUGACACUGGAAAUAUGCAGACAGUCAUAAAGGAUAAAAAUGUUACUUUCUGUAUUUGGGCCAAUCUGAAGAAGAAAGCAAGAUUCAAGAAUCAUGUCUUUUGUGACACACAUCAUGGAUUUGAUCUUCCAAAGUCACUGGCUGUGAGCAGCAUUGCUGUUCGCAUAUUGCACACCCACUACGACCACAUAUCUCCACUUUGGCUGCAGUGCCAAAGAGUGCCAAGACUGGAAGUCUUAGACAGUGAAGAGUUGACUCAGCAUUCACAAGACAAUGCAGGAGAACCACAAGAGGAAAAGGAAGCCAGAGAGGAGCCCAAAGUGACUACUGGACAAGAAAUGCUUCCUGCUGAGAGAAAUAGUGCCAUUUCAUUUAAAGGAAAUACAAAUGGUAUAACUGAUAUAAAUGAGGUGACAGAAGAGGAAACUGAGAAGAAAUCAGAAAGCUUUGAUAUAGCACCAGAAGUUCAAAUUCUACAGAUGCAGGAAAAGACCAGUGAAGAAGAGGAGAUGAUAACUGAUGAAAACACUGUUGAUUUGCAACGAUUUGUCCCUGUGGGUGGUGUGUACCACAUCGAUGGGCUACAACUUCCACCUCAGGUCCAGCAAAUCAACAGCUGGAGUGUGGUGGAGUUACUUGACAGUGGCUUGGAGGAAUACCCAUAUCCCCCAGAAGAGUCUGAAGACACCACACAUCCACCAAUUCAGAUAACACUCGGACUUCCUGACAGUGUCAUCUUCUGGAAGGAGCCUGUGAUAGCCCGCUGGGAUCCUGCAGGCCAGCAGUGGAGAACAGAUGGCAUCAGCAACAUAACAUAUGAAACAGAGGAGGAAAACAUCACUUUUGAGAUAGAUGCCUUUUAUACAAUAGCAUUUCUCCAGGACAUUCAUCUCAACAUGCCCUAUCAAGCAUGGGAAUUGCGACCCACCAGUACAGAUGAAGCAGUAUUUGUAAUUACCACAGUCUUUGCAGAGGUUCAGAUACAAAUUAAGGGUAAUCAAUGCAUGCUGGCUGCAGUAGUGGUGGGAGAGAAGAACGCGCUUUCCCAGUUGAUAGGAAAAUGGAUGUGCCCUGUCACCUUCAGAAGAGUUUUGAAGAAGUGUGGUCUGAAUAUUUUCCCAGAAGAGUACUCAUACAAAUACAUCUGUGUGAACAAAAAGGCUCCUCUAACAGAAUUUAGGGCAUAUCAACAAAUGGCCCUGGUUGCAUCUGCUUUUGCUUUUGGCUGGAGCAAGUGGAAUCUGGAAUCAGGUCAAGAUCAAGUAGUGUUCAAGGUAAGUGAGCAUCUUAAAGCAGAUUUUGUCAAAGAUGAAGACUGGUCUCUUUACAUGUUUAAUGGUCAGAGAGCACAGAAGCUGAAGAUCACUGAAGUCAGUGAAGCUUUUUCAAUGGAACUAGAAGAAGAUUCUGAAUUUCACUCCUCUCUCUACCACAUGCUGAAAGAUUUUGCCAGCAAAGCAGCAAUUGAUAAAGUGAAUACAGCUAACUUUCUGUUUGUUGAUGUUGUCUAUCAGCUGCUCCUUGCUACGAGAGUUUUAACAUACUCUUAAAUACUUCAUGCUUUCAUUUAAAACUUUAUUAUCAAAAACUUCCAAUAAAGUCACAU
Molecule: messenger RNA, 2013 nt
Organism: Lagopus leucura (white-tailed ptarmigan)
Lineage: Eukaryota; Metazoa; Chordata; Aves; Galliformes; Phasianidae
Gene: DNAI7
Product: dynein axonemal intermediate chain 7
Exons: 13
Coding region: 53-1957 (634 amino acids)
Cellular component (GO): axoneme
Molecular function (GO): beta-tubulin binding; microtubule binding
Source: RefSeq, a predicted model, not a curated record